AUGGAUGAGUGGCUCAUCCUGCAAAGCUUCUACAACGGGCUCACAACAACAUCUCGAGCCAAUGUUGAUCCUGCUGCUGGAGGAGCCUUCCUCGACCUGACUAUCGCCAAAGUAAAAGAAUUGGUCGAGAAGAUGAAGACAGUGAAUGAGAUGGGUAAAGGAUGGAAGAAUAUGCUGCCUGAUGCACUCUGGGCGUACAGAAUAGCAUAUAAGACCCCCAUCGGCAUGUCACCAUAUCAACUAGUCUACGGGAAGACGUGUCAUCUCCCAAUUGAGCUUGAGCAUAGGGCCCACUGGGCCAUUAAGAAAUGGAACAUGGACUACAAGCUCGCUGGGAGGAAUAGACAAAUGCAACUGGCAGAGUUUGAGGAAUGGAGAGAAAAGGUGUACCAUAGUGCCAAGAUAUACAAGGAUCGUACCAAAAAAUGGCACGACGAGAGGAUCAAGCCCAAGGAGUUCAAGCCAGGGUGA
This is a messenger RNA of Panicum virgatum (switchgrass), 471 nucleotides long. RefSeq lists its product as uncharacterized. NCBI's taxonomy places the organism in Eukaryota, Viridiplantae, Streptophyta, Magnoliopsida, Poales, Poaceae. Gene Ontology annotation, molecular function: nucleic acid binding. Bases 1 to 471 code for a protein of 156 amino acids. The record is from RefSeq and is a predicted model, not a curated record. The transcript is spliced from 2 exons.